CUGACAAAUUGCAGAAAACGUUCACACUGCGCAGCUGUCAGAAAUCCAGCGAUCAAGGGAAAACUCGAUUAUUUACGAAAUUUGCUACUAAAAUUUCUUCCCCAAAGCGAUGGCUGCGCUUUUUCGUCUGACCAACCGCGCCGUUGCGCUGCAGCGUUCCCUGGUGGCCAACCAGGCGGCAGUAGUGCGGGCAAUCAACACGUCGCCGAAGAAGGAUGAGACCAUCACGGCCCCCACUUCACUUACGACCGAGGACUUCGCCAAUCCGAAUCCCAAGAACUGGCAGAGCUACGGAUUCGACUACAAGGACCAGGUGGAGGACCGCAAGGCCACCAAGGCGACGUUCUUCUUUACGGUGACACUGUGCCUGGUUUGGGGCGGCUUCUACUGGGCAUACCUGCCCGACACUCAGUUCCGUAACUGGGCCCAGCGUGAGGGCUUCUUGGAGCUGCGUCGCCGCGAACAGGCCGGCGUCGAUCUGGUCAGCCCCAACUACGUGGACCCAGCCAGCAUUACACUGCCCUCGGACGAGGAUCUGGGCGACACCGAGAUCAUCAUCUAAACAUUAAGUGACUCUAAACUUAGUCUGUUAUGUAAUGCGAAUGCGAAGUGCGGUCAGUGCGAGUCCGCUCAUAAUCCGUUAAUAAAUCUGCAAGUCUCGCCGUGGACACAGCUGCUUUUUAA
Drosophila simulans is the source of this 684-nucleotide messenger RNA. RefSeq names its product NADH dehydrogenase [ubiquinone] 1 beta subcomplex subunit 11, mitochondrial (gene NP15.6). Lineage: Eukaryota; Metazoa; Arthropoda; Insecta; Diptera; Drosophilidae. The transcript has a single exon. Bases 110 to 562 code for a protein of 150 amino acids. The record is from RefSeq and is a predicted model, not a curated record.